Molecule: messenger RNA, 585 nt
Organism: Mytilinidion resinicola
Lineage: Eukaryota; Fungi; Ascomycota; Dothideomycetes; Mytilinidiales; Mytilinidiaceae
Exons: 2
Coding region: 1-585 (194 amino acids)
Source: RefSeq, a predicted model, not a curated record
AUGACCAGGAUCAUUCACGACAACAACGUCUCCCUCCGCGAAGCACGUCUUCACCCGCUUCGGCGAUUAUCCGCGGCUACUCCGCCUCUUCAUUGGAGGCUCUUUUGCAAAGCUUUGGCCCAGAGCUUGAGCGAAGAUAAGAUCACGGCACAUGAGCACGGCGCCUCCGAAUGUAACGACGCACGUGAGAACGCGAAAGAGGUGGCCCGACUUCAGUUGCUAUGGCCUCAACUCUUCAAUCUGACAGUUAGACUAUCCAAAUUAGGUAUUGACGAGAACGCUCGAUUUGUAUGCUUCAUGCUGCUCAUUUCCACGUGUACGCUCGGGGAUCCCUUCCGACGCAGAAAGGAUGCCGGCAUCGACAGCAAGUGCAAGGAAGCACCCGUGGCAACAACAGAGUUUGACCUGCGUCAACAAGCGGGCUUUACCAUGGAAUAUCAAUAUCUGACCGCGUGUUUUACCGCGUUAGGCCAACGGGCCAAGUCCGGAAUGAUCCCCACGGGCCACCGGUACAUCGUCGACCUACCCAGGCGCCAUAAUGUCGGAACAGAUCUGCUGCCGGGGUUCGCGUUACUACCUACUUGA